UUCCAGUGACGCUUCGAAUAUUAUUCAUGUAGAGAAACCGUUUUUGGUUUUAAAAGUGCCAAUAUAUACUACGAAUAAAAUUCCAAAAAUUGAGAAACUCAAGGUAGACAAGACUAAUAUUGCUCUCAUGCUGCACAGACGCUCGUAAGGCUGUUUGGAAAAAUAAAACAAAUUUCAACAAAUAUGUUUUAAAUAUUGUAGAUUAGCAUAUCAAAAUGAAUACAAACUAACUAGUAAUUUUCUAAAUACUUUCGAAAUUCCUUAUAACAACUAAAUUAUAUACUACUACUAUAGAAUUGACAGCCCCUCCUGUAGAAAUAGUCAGAUUUUUUAUGUGAAAACAAAUUUCCAUUUAUUGAAAAUACCAGAAAGCGCUUCAAAUUCGAUGAAUCAAAGAACCAUAAAUAUGAAUGCGUUUGAAGCUUAGAGAUAGCGGAUCGUACAUGAACUCAGUGUUGCAGUGAAUUUAUUAGUCUCAAAUGCGCAUAGGUGCAUUAUAUUAGUAUAUGGCUAGUAUUAAGUAUUUUUCAAGUAUUUCGUUUCAUUUUGAUAAUACAAUUCGGAAGUGAAACGUUAAAGCUCGGAAGAAUGCAGUGGCGAAAUUUCAUUGCUAUUUCUGUUUUACUAUUCACUGCCAAAACCGCAGCAACACUGGAUACCGAAGCUCCCUCAGACUUUGGCAAUCGUAUUCAAAGCGUUUUGCUGGACAUCCAAGCGGAGAAGAAUUAUAGAACGAUUUUCUUGCAACGACGUCAGGCAAUAGACUGCGUGGACCCGAACGUCGUGAGAUAUUUCAACACUCCAUACGUGAUUUGGAAUGCGAGUGCAUAUGGAGAUCUGCUUUAUGAUUACGGGGAACAUAUUGUAGUCGUGCUCUGUUUGGCCAGCAUCGAUGAUGAGGAGAUGCUGCGAUUGUUGAGCGAAAAUAUCCGCUACAUGCGCCCCACACGCAUUUUGGCGCUGCUCAAUGAGAACUUGGUUGCGACGCAAAUUGAUGAAAUUCUGCGAUUUUUCGAAAUUUGUGGACAAUUGGAUUUGAUUAAUGUGUUGCUCUUGCAUCGAGACACAUUUGUUAAAGAGCGCUACCAUAGUUACACAAAGUUUCCGUCCUUCGCGCUGGAAGUUCAUAACACCAGCAAAAAUCUUAAGCAGAGAAAAUGGUUUCCAGAUCGCUUGAAAGAUCUGUUUGGCAAGAAUUUAACGGUACUACCAGAUUUACAUAGUUUUCAUACGUUUGUUGAAAUUAAUGCUGAUGGAGUUAUUGAAAUGUGUGGUAGUCUGGCAAGGUUCGCACAAAAUUUUGCUGAAUUUAUGAACGCAUCCUUGGUCUUUCACCCAAAUUUUACAACUGACGAUGAUCUCGAUUUUAUUUCGGUCAGGAAGGCCUCACAACAAGGUCUUAUUGAUUGCGGCAUAGCAUUUAAACCAAUUACAUACGGGAGUUCUUCACAAAUGUUGGACAUUACAAAGCUAUCCGUUGCCGUACCAAUAAUCAUCGUGCCACCUAUGACGGCACUCUUCUAUGCUUUCGUCAAGAAACCCACCUUGCUUCUGGUUAUUGUUCAAACCACUAUGCUAAAUAUUCUACUGUCGAAGUGCAUACAGCGCGACAGUGGAAGGCGUCAAUUUAGGAGCAAAUGGAGUCAACUUACAUUCAUCGGCGACACAGGAGUUCGCAGUAUACUGGGCCAACCGUUAUCCAUAUCAAACGGUCUAUCUUUACUCACGCAGUAUGUGUACUAUAUGCUCCUUUUUGCUGGAAUGAUAUUUCAAACUUACUUUGCGGCAAAUUAUUCUCAACUGAAAACAUUUCCUCCACUGCGUCCGCGGGUCUCCACAUAUGAAGAAGCUGUCGAAACAGGUUUUCAAAUUUGCACCGCCAAAGAGGACUUUGUAAAUUGUUUGCAGUAUAGCGGUAUAUUUAUUGAAGACAGGUUAUUGUAUCGUAAACCUUUUGAUUUGAGCAGUGAAAAGGGGUAUGUAGUAAAUCUUUUAACUUGGGAUACGAAUUACUCCGAGCAGUCUAUAUCAAAAGUCAUCGACAAUAUGGAUAUCAGUGAUUUGAAAAUGCUAGCACUUAGACUACCAGAAUACUCAAUUUUCAAGCAACCGUUAGAUAAUUUCACGGCAACUAUAUUGCAAAGUGGCUUAUACAGUUAUUGGAAGCGUAAUCCGUGUGUCGGGAAUUCCGUGAAGUUCCAAAAAAUUUCGUAUGACGAUCUACACAAAACGCAACGACCGCUUAGAGUAGUAGAUCUACAUGGCGUUUGGUUAAUGUAUUGUGGCGCAAUUAUAAUAUGUAUUUUUGUAUUUGUUUGUGAAGUGCUUGUAAAGCUUAUGAAGCAGUUGAAGGAGGGCUUUCGAAACUGACCGACUGUAAUUGACCGAAGCUCUUAAAAAUUACUACAAACUCAUAUUGGAGUUUUAUUUUUGAAAAUAAUGAAAAAAUAACAGUACUUAUAAUUCCUAAAUGUAUUAUAAAUGUGCUUUAAAAAAAUAAAUGUUGUGAUUAUCUCAUUGCAAUCUAUGUUAUCAUCAACUAUGCUUUGUGGACUAGAGACCAUUGUCAUAAAAUCGUAUAUCUUUUUUUUUGCAAAUAAUAA
Bactrocera oleae (olive fruit fly) is the source of this 2603-nucleotide messenger RNA. NCBI's taxonomy places the organism in Eukaryota, Metazoa, Arthropoda, Insecta, Diptera, Tephritidae. The record is from RefSeq and is a predicted model, not a curated record.